GGGUUCUAAGGGACCUCCUGGUGAAAUGGGCCUGCAGGGAUCUCCGGGCGAACAAGGCUUACCUGGGCCUCAGGGGCCACCUGGUCUCAAAGGAAACAUGGGAAUCCAAGGACCCCAGGGUCCACCUGGAGAGAUCGGUCAAGAUGGACCCAAGGGGAAGUGUGGUGAUCCAGGAGUUGCCGGUCCCCCUGGUCUUCCAGGACUAAAAGUGAGUAAAGAUUAUCUUCUGGGUGUCAGAAAUGUAACUAGUCUCAAUGUAUUUAAUGUUUUUGAAGUCACUUAA
Cyprinodon variegatus (sheepshead minnow) is the source of this 283-nucleotide messenger RNA. RefSeq names its product collagen alpha-2(IX) chain-like. NCBI's taxonomy places the organism in Eukaryota, Metazoa, Chordata, Actinopteri, Cyprinodontiformes, Cyprinodontidae. The coding region runs from base 26 to 283 and encodes 85 amino acids. The record is from RefSeq and is a predicted model, not a curated record. The transcript is spliced from 4 exons.